This is a messenger RNA of Puntigrus tetrazona (Sumatra barb), 2383 nucleotides long. RefSeq names its product NXPE family member 3-like. Lineage: Eukaryota; Metazoa; Chordata; Actinopteri; Cypriniformes; Cyprinidae. The record is from RefSeq and is a predicted model, not a curated record. The transcript has 8 exons. The coding region runs from base 98 to 1780 and encodes 560 amino acids.
CCAUUUUAAUAGCAGUGUGACAGGUUUAACAGAACAUGUACUGUACUUAGCUCACAAGCCGAUGUAAAACCAUUAGAGGAGAACAAGAGACUUUGCCAUGGUCAAACCAUCUAUGAAGAAAUCAGAUCCAAGAGUCGGCAGGUUAAGACAAUACGCGUUGCUGCUGGCGUGUUUUUGUACAUCAUCCUGUCUGGCUCUAUGGAAACUGAAUAUUGGGAUCCAAAUGAGACAAUUACUGCCCCCAGGACCUAAACCAGCUCCUCAAAGUGAUAAUUAUUACUCAGUAUCCACGACUAACAUGGGAAUCAGUGAUGAGGAGUGGGAAAGACUACAGAAGGCUCUUAACUGGCCCGGUCCAGAUCAACUAAUCACUCAGCUGAAUCUGACCACAAGUCCAGUCCACUCGACAUUCUCUGUUGUGGAACCCAAAAACAGUUACAAAGUAGGAGAAAACAUCUCCGUUAUUAUCACAGCCAGAGACCACAACAAGAACCUGAAAACAUACGGAGGAGAUUUUUUCAAAGCAAAGCUUUUCAAUUCGGAGCUAAAGGCGAGUGUGUACGGGGAGGUUGUGGAUCAUCGUAAUGGGACUUACUCUGUUGUUCUUCUUCUUCCCUGGGAAGGUCAGGCAGAAGUUUCUGUGCGUCUCGAGCACUCCAGUGAAGUUGUGCAGAUUCUUAAAAAAUACAGGGAUUCUUCGAUCACACGCAGCCACUAUAAUGGCCACUUUGAAGGGCCAGGACCCAAUAAAAUCAGGAUCAGGGAAGUAGUAGAAUGUAAUCUUAAGUGGGGUGGAGAAGGAAGUUGGAGGAAACGUAACUGCUGCUGUGAGUAUAAGGAUAUUAAAACAGGCACGGUGUGGCAGUGUGAGAGACCCAUAAAACUUUCCUGUGACAAACUGGUUCAUCACUCCAUGGGACGUUUAGAAAGCCCUUUAAACGCUUUUCAGAAUCAACUUUUUACAAAGAAAUUAACCAAUAUUGCUGUUACUGGAGACAAAAUUAACAUAAAUGUCCUUGGCAACACUGCAGGCAAAGGCACAACGGAGAGAUGCAGAUCUGGCUUGACAACACCAGUUCCUGCGGGAUUCUAUUUCAAAGAUGUUUGGAAGUCUUUUGUAUGCAACACUCAACAGUUAAAUUCUGCCCAAAUGAGAAACUGCCUUAAAAACAAGAUUAUCUACCUCUUUGGAGACUCCACCACAAGGCAGUGGUUUGAGUAUUUAGAAAGAAGUGUGCCAGACUUAAAAAGAAUGGACCUCCACACUCCUCGUACAGGUGGACCCCUGAUGGCCGUGGAGCUGAAAAAUAAUAUCAUCGUUCACUGGAGGCCACAUGGUGUUCCUUUAAGGUUUACUAAAAUGCUCAUUACGGACCUGCAUUAUAUCAGCAAUGAUAUUGAUGAAAUAGCCGGUGGUCCUCAUGCAGUUGUUGUAUUCACGAUCUUUGCCCACCUGGUGUUUCACCCAAUAACAUUUUAUAUUCAUCAACUGGCUAAAAUCCGUGAGUCUGUUGUAGCGCUGCUAAGUCGUGCGCCACAGACCACCGUCAUCAUCAAGUCUGGAAACACUGCAGGACGAAAGGAUAUUUUCCAAAGCGACUGGUACGCCAGGCAGCUGAACACGAUGAUGAGAGAGAUGUUCAGAGAUAUUAAUGGAGUAAUCUACUUGGACGUAUGGCAGAUGACUUCCUGUCACUAUCUAAAUGAAAAUGUUCACCCGGGACCUGUUAUUGUUGCCAAUGAGGUCAAAAUGUUUCUGUCAUAUGUUUGUCCCAUCUGAUUCUUUAUUUACAACCAGCCCAAAGAAUAAUAUUUAUUUUGCUCAGUCAUCAUCAGUUAAACAGAACAGACUUGAAGGAACUGCUCACAAACACCCUUGUGAACAAUUCAUAAUGUAAGAAAAGCGCAAACCUGAAGUAUUUUAAAAUUAAGUGAUCAUGUUAUGACAGUUUUGUCUGUCCACGUUUAUUUAUGGAGUUGUACAGAAAAUACAGUUUAAACUCGUCAUAUUGACAGUGUUACAGUUUUUAAUAUUGCAGGACAAAUAUUAAGCAGUUUUAAUUGCUGCUGAUACUGUGUUUAAUUUUACAACGAUAGUAGAUAGGUAUAGCUAGCAUAACUUCAAUAUACUGACAAGACUAGGACUAUAAGUUGUUAACGUCCUGACAUAUUCUGUUUGGACAGGCAUAAAUGAUAUGAAUUAACCUUACCACAAUUAAAGUGGUGUCUGGUUUAGUGCAAAAUUUAGUUAACAUAAAAUACAUGUUCCAGAAGAUAAAGUGGUGACGUACGAAAGGCUAGUGCCAUUUACCUAGCUGGCAUGCCCUCUAUUAAACCAUGUUUAAUGAUCUGGAUUUGGUGGAGUACCUGGUUAGUGUUUCCU